AUGGGCAAGAAGCCCCACCCCCUGGCAGCCCGCAUCAAGCGGGUUAUGCAAGCAGACGACGAAGUCGGGAAGAUUGCGCAGGCCACUCCCUUCCUGAUGGAACGGGCGCUCGAGCUGUUUCUUCAGCACCUGUGUGAGCGGGCGUCGGACGUUGCGCAGCAGCGGGGCGCCAAGACCGUGACACCGAGCCACCUGAAGCAUGUGGUGAACUCGGAUCAGCUGCUGGACUUCCUGAAGGAUGCGCUGGCGUCGGCCGCAGAUCUGGCGGAGGGUGUCAGCGAGGCGCCCAAGCCAAAGCGCCAGAGGGCUGAGAAGAAGGAACCUCGGGAGCCCAAGGCUGCCAAGACGGGGCGCGAAGCAGCUGAGGGCGCAGGCACAGGCGCUGAGGGCGAUGCAUUGCAAGAGUCGGUGGCGGACGUGACGGCAGCAGAGGCGGCACGUAUUGCAUCCGGCCCCAGCCCCUUUGCGCUGGCCGAUGCUCAGGCAGGGGCGCCUGUUGGCGAAUUGCUGGCAGCAGAGGCCCUAGCGACUUACGGGGGAGCUCAAGAGCAGGAGUAUGACGACGACUAUGACUGA
Messenger RNA from Monoraphidium neglectum, 576 nucleotides. Its product is annotated as Dr1-associated corepressor. Gene Ontology annotation, molecular function: protein heterodimerization activity. Gene Ontology annotation, cellular component: nucleus. Bases 1 to 576 code for a protein of 191 amino acids. Gene Ontology annotation, biological process: regulation of DNA-templated transcription. The record is from RefSeq and is a predicted model, not a curated record. The transcript has 5 exons. NCBI's taxonomy places the organism in Eukaryota, Viridiplantae, Chlorophyta, Chlorophyceae, Sphaeropleales, Selenastraceae.